Molecule: messenger RNA, 1456 nt
Organism: Myotis myotis
Lineage: Eukaryota; Metazoa; Chordata; Mammalia; Chiroptera; Vespertilionidae
Gene: TBCC
Product: tubulin folding cofactor C
Exons: 1
Coding region: 62-1102 (346 amino acids)
Biological process (GO): post-chaperonin tubulin folding pathway; tubulin complex assembly
Cellular component (GO): cytoplasm
Molecular function (GO): tubulin binding
Source: RefSeq, a predicted model, not a curated record
ACGCCUCACGGAGGGCGCGCCCAGAGGAAGGAAGGCAGGAGAAAGGAAGCUUGCAGUCAAGAUGGAGACAGCUAAUUGCUCCGCUGCCGUCGUAGGUAACGGGGACCUGGUGUCCCAGCGGGAGCGGAGCCUGCUGCCUGAGCGGCUUCAGAGGCGAGACCAAGAGAGGCAACUGGAGGCGGAAAGGCGGAAGCAAAAGCGGCAGAACCAGGAGGUGGUGGAGGAAAAGAGCGACUUCUUCACGGCCGCCUUCGCCCGGGAGCGAGCAGCGGUGGAAGAGCUCCUGCAGGGCGGGGAGUCGGUCGAGCGGCUGGAGGAGGCGGCCGCUCGGCUCCAGGGGCUCCAGAAACUCCUCAACGACUCGGUUUUGUUCCUGGCCGCCUACGAAGUGCGGCAGGCCCAGGAGGCGCUGGCGCAGCUGCAGGCGGCCCUGGCCGACCGGCGCCAGCAGCUGCAGCCCAAGAAGCGAUUCGCUUUCAAGACCCGGAGGAAGGAUGCUGUCUCGGCCCCCAAAGCAGUAGAUGCGGCUCCCGGCGCCGCGGAGGCGGAAGGCACCCUGGCCUCCCCGCCCUCCCUGACCGAGGAGGGAGCCGUGGGCGCUAGCUGGCUCUGCGGCUUCUCCAACCUCAAGUCCCAAGUCUUGGAGAAGAGAGCGGAGGAGUUGCACCAGCGAGACGUCCUUUUGACCGAACUGAGCGAUUGCACGAUCAGACUGUACGGCAAUCCCAACACCCUGCGGCUGAGCAAGGCGCGCCGCUGCACGUUGCUCUGCGGGCCGGUGUCCACGUCGGUGUUUCUGGAUGACUGCAGUGAGUGCGUGCUGGCCGUGGCCUGCCAGCAGCUCCGGGUACACACCACGAGGGACACCCGCAUCUUCCUGCAAGUGACCUGCAGGGCCAUCGUGGAGGACUGCCACGGCAUCCGGUUCGCCCCUUACACCUGGAGCUACCCGGGGAUCGACCGAGACUUCGAGAGCUCUGGCUUAGAUCGGAGCAAAAAUAACUGGAGCGACGUUGACGACUUCAACUGGUUGGCGCGGGAUGUGGCCUCCCCCAACUGGAGUGUUCUUCCCGAAGAAGAGCGAACGAUCCAGGACGACUAAGAAGUGGUUACUCCUUUCUUCACUGACACCAAAUUCUCCCCGUGUGGGAGGACUCCCAACCCACGGGACCCCACGGGUUACUUAUCAUUGUCACAGAGUAUGUGGUUUCAGUAAUUAAGACUUAAAGUUGUGAUAGGCGAUUUGUGAUUUCCAUUAAAUUCGCGACAGGUAUAACACUUUUAUUUUUGCUACUUGGAUAACUAUUGCUAGUAUUUGCCUGUGACAGUUUGAAGCCGUAAGCGGGGAAAGAGUGUGGUUCUCUGUUUUUGUUUUUAUUGGUGGUAUUUAUAACUUACUGCAUGAUAAAGCAGGCCUUCAAUAAAUAUUUAAUAAAUGAAUGCCGCAGGGCGCUGG